This is a messenger RNA of Cloeon dipterum, 3695 nucleotides long. RefSeq lists its product as uncharacterized. The record is from RefSeq and is a predicted model, not a curated record. Bases 163 to 3477 code for a protein of 1104 amino acids. The transcript has 12 exons. Gene Ontology annotation, cellular component: nucleus. Gene Ontology annotation, biological process: protein phosphorylation; mitotic spindle assembly checkpoint signaling; meiotic sister chromatid cohesion, centromeric. Gene Ontology annotation, molecular function: protein kinase activity; ATP binding. Lineage: Eukaryota; Metazoa; Arthropoda; Insecta; Ephemeroptera; Baetidae.
CAUAGCGCGAAUUGAAUCUCAGCAACGGUCAUUUCCUGGGACUUUAAAGAUCCCUAACAAGAGCUGUGCGAUCUGUGAAAUUCGACCUCCGAUGGAUAAUUAGACUUGUUGGAGCUUCGUCCUCGUCGUACUACACGCGAAAGGUGACGUCCCAUUCAUAAAAUGGACGAAAUCGACAAAAGCAAGGAGAACAUCCAACCCCUGCGUCAAGGUCGGAACACAGAACAACUUUGCGAAGCACUUUCAGAAUGCAAGCAACGCAAGCAUAUUGCUCAAAUGCAGCAGUUCGAAAUGAACCUGCGUUCUUACGAAGGCGACGACCCAAUGCAGCCUUGGUUUGAGUAUAUCUCUUGGAUGGAGCAAACAUCAACUGGUCGUGGCAAACAGUUCAGGGAAAUACUCAAGCAAUGCUUGAAAAACUUCAGUGGCGUGGAAUCUUACCUGAAUGAUGACAGACUCGUCGAUUUAUGGCUUAAAUAUCUGAGUGUUCAGCAGAAUAAAAUGGAGCUGUACGAGACCGUUCUGGGCCAUGGGAUUGGCGUUACUUCGGCCACUUUUUACAUUCGUUGGGCGGAGGAUCUGGAGGCCACCGGUGACCUGAGAAGCGCCAACAGAAUCUUGCAAAGAGCAAUCGAAGCCAAUGCUGUCCCCAAAGAGAGCAUCGAGAAGGCCAUCAACAGACUCUGCUUCAGAGCGGCAAAAACUGAACCAGACAACUAUCCGGAGCCAGAUGGCCCUCAACGUGCCGUGUUUGGUACUCUUGAAGCUCGCUCAGACGGACGAGUGGCGGCUGAAAGAGCGCAGGCUCUGCCAUUGGUUCCCAGCAGACAAGUUGUAAAGUCUGUCAGUGAAGAAGCUGUAGCUCCCUUCCUUGUGUUCAGCGGGACCGAAAAUGUCAAACCGAGACGUCAAUUGCUGAGAGAACUGCCCGACGAGAAGGCGAGGGCAGAAAAUGAGGCCGCACCUUCUAAGUGGACUGACGCAGCCAGCGGAAGGGAUGCUAAACCUAUGCUGAGCACACCUUUUGAGGUUCUUGAAGACCCAAUUCCCAGUGUGAUGGCGACACCAAAAAACAAGUUGCCAGUAAAACGGGUGCUUCAGGAGGUGAAGCAUCAAAAGGAGCCUGAAUGGCCUCUGGCAUACUUUGAGCCAGUCAAUGACAAGAUCAAACCCAUGUACUGCAAGGCCAAGGUGUACUGCGGAGGAACAGAAUUCAGUUUCGAAGAGCUGAGAGCUGAGGCGUGGAGAAAACGCAAGAUGUCUGCUCAGCAUAAGAUUGAAGAACCGCCUGUGAAAGUUCAGAGGGUUGAAAUGCUUGUGUUCAAGGCUAUCCAUGAUGGCGAAGAAUUUAGCUGUGAAGAAUUAAGAGCUAAAAAAUAUCUUAACAAGUUGAGAGAAAAAUUGGAAGUCCCAGUUGCACUAUUUGAGCCUGAGAAUCCUAACCAAGUUUGCAUGUAUGACAGGCACAGGGUGUAUGUGGACAACACAGAAUUUAGUCUUGAAGAACUAAGAGCCAGAGAUUGGGUUGCCAGGAGCAAUAACCAAUCAGUUCUUUUCGGCCAGUCCAUGACCGUCCACACAAGAGAAGCACUUGCUGCUGUUGAAGAUUUGUGGAUUUCAAGAAGGGAAACACCUCCCGCUACUCCACCAAAACUGAAUUUUGACAUCUACCAAGACACUCAGAGUGCCCCAAUCUUCAAAGUAUUUUCAGAUCCUCCAAUAAUUCAAGCUCCAGUGUCGGCUCCAUUUCCAAUAUUUACUGAUAAUCAAGAAAAUGUUGCAGGAGAAAAUUCUAAAGCAGCUCCAUUAAAAGUAUUUGCUGAUAAUGAAGGUGUUAAAUACUUUGGAGGUCCUGACCGAAGACCAGUUCUUCAGCCCAGGCUUGAUAUAAUGGUUGGUGAUAUGCACGUCACAGAGGCCACAGAGCAAGCGCCUGAAGAAGAAAGUGACGAAGAGGAAGAAUUUGUGCCUCAGCCCUAUCCCCGCUUGCCAGAGCUUCCUCACGUGCCUCCUCCUGAGCACCGGACCGAAAAUGGCAUUGAAAACGACGAAAACAGGGUGCCUGAGGCAGCCUUUCUCCCUCCCACUGAGAAGGAAAGCAGAGCACCGAAGAAAAGUUUUGGCAUCGAAGACGAGGAUACCUGCUUUGUCAUCGGCCCACUCUGCAAUGGGCCUGUUAGCUACCUCGACGACGUCACUGUCAACCUGAUGAAGAAGCCUCCCCCUUCACUGUCGUCAACCCCUUUCAUGCACCAGCCGCAGUCCCUCUUGAUGCAGCCCCAGGACACCAGACACACCAUACUGAGUCCCAUAUUAGAGAUGACGGGCGAGUCGAGAGGCAGCAGAAGCGGCAGUAGCAGCAGCAGUGGCGUCUCGACAGCCAGCAGCAAGGCCUUCAGCUUGUACUUGAAAACUCCUGGACAGUCGGUCGCUGCUGAAACUGAACAUCUGGUAGCGCCGGUGAAAUUGGAACUGCUAGAAGAGGAACCUGAGGAAAUAUCCGCAAGCAAGGAUAAGGACAGUAUGGGAAAUAUCAUCGAGGACCCUUGGAGUACACAACUGCAGCAACGCUUGGUUCCCUGCAUUGAAGGAAUCCUGUAUUACGAUGGCUCCAUGCCUGUUGCUCGGGCCAACCAAGCCUAUCGUUACGGAAAGAGAAGUUUGAAACUCAAGAAGGUUCUUGGAGAGGGCGCCUAUGGAAAAGUCUACAAAGCUGAGGAGCCAUUAGUCGUGAAACUCAUCACCAAAGACGUCACAGGAUGGGAGCUUCACAUCAGCAGAAGUUUGAGGAGGCGUGUUCCGUCUCAUUUGAUUGAACACUUCUGUGAGAUUUCAUCGGCUGUGAUUUACUCAAAUGGAACAAUCCUGGAAAUGCCGUUCAAAUCUGAAGUCACCCUGCUCAGUGCUGUCAACGCCAAACAGAACAUGUCCGAAGCCACCAAAUCGUACUUGUUGUAUCAAAUCCUGCUCAUCACCGAUGCUUUGAUUGACGCUCAAAUAAUCCACACUGACAUCAAACCUGACAACUUCCUGGUUGUUCCCAUCAGGCAUGGAUCGAAUUUCAAGUUCCAUCUUCAGCUGAUCGACUUUGGGCGUUGCAUCGACCUUUCGCACUUGCCCCCGGACGUCCAGUUCACUGCCUCACUGAAAGGAGAGAACAAGUGCGUUGCCAUGCGCAAUCAGCAACCCUGGCACUUUGAUCUGGACCUCUACGCCACCGCUGCGACUGCCCACGUGGUCAUCUUCGGCAAAUACAUGACCCUUCAUGACGUCAAGUCAGUUUGGAAGCCGACCUCUAAACCAAAACGCUUCUGGCAACUCGCAAACUUGUAUGAGAAGAUGCUGGAAGACUUGAUCAACCCUGCUGACGACGUCAAAAUGAAGAUUAAGUAUUAUUUGGAACAACUCGCGCAGCACGCUGCUGAGGACAAAGUCUUGGUCAAUGACGAGCUCUCUGCUGCAUCACAUGUAGACUAGAUUUGCAAUUAGGGCGAAUUUAUACUCUCGUCCGUCUUAACUCUCAUAUUAAAGGGGAUAAAAUUUUACUCCUUUCCAAUAGUGUGCUUGUGACUGAAACUUUCUUCAUUACUUGUAAAUAGCAUGAAUUUUAAAUGUGUUGUCAAUUUCAAUAAAAGAAAGCAAGUCUAAUUAUGUCAAUUUUAUUCUAAAUAAAAGUUCUAAAUGCAUCACAAUUA